Messenger RNA from Aureobasidium pullulans EXF-150, 1434 nucleotides. RefSeq lists its product as uncharacterized. The coding region runs from base 1 to 1434 and encodes 477 amino acids. Gene Ontology annotation, cellular component: SMN complex; nucleus. The record is from RefSeq and is a predicted model, not a curated record. Gene Ontology annotation, biological process: spliceosomal snRNP assembly. The transcript is spliced from 2 exons. Lineage: Eukaryota; Fungi; Ascomycota; Dothideomycetes; Dothideales; Saccotheciaceae.
AUGGCCAAAAAGAAGAGAAAGAACAACGCGCCUCAUGCGAGAAGAGCGGCACCGGCCGAAAGACGUCAAGUCGUCUCGUACGACGAUAUCGAAGGAGAGGCAGCGCCGCCGAUCCCGCGCCAGAGAGUGUCGUAUGGCAGCGACUCCAACGACGACGAGGGCGAGCAGGCACCCGAUCAGAGACAUGCUGUUGUAUCGAAAGAGGCUUUGAGAGAGCGCGAACGUCCACAGACAGACGUCACCUAUGGUCAACAAGGCGCUUUCCCAGGUCUGGACCCACGCGACAAGGAGCCUUUCUACGGUCCUGCUAACGAUGGUCUUGACUACUUGCGCAUGGUCAGGUCCGAAGCACGCGGCAUUCCGCACGUAGUCAGCGCUCCACCUCCCAAGCCAUUCCAGCCUACCGAUUACGAAGAUGACGACUACGAGGAACACGUCGACGACUACGGCGGCUAUUAUGAGGAAGAGUCGGAUGGCGAAGAUGAAGGAGGUUAUUACGAAGAUGGCGCUUAUGUGGCUCCCCCGAUUGUCGCUCCCAUUAUCGGUCCUGUCCAGUCAGGCAUGAAAGCCCAGGAUGCCUUCUACCGCUCUCUCAUAACUCGAUUCGAGACACUGCGCCGCAAUCUACGCUCUCCGCCCUCUGUCCAGUCUGUUCAGGGCUUGGAUGAUAAGCACCCCAUCUCGCUUCCAUUCGGCAAUAAGAUGGCCGACAAGGAAUGGAAAUACCACCUAGUACACACCACACCACUUCCCGCUCAACUCGCCUCUCUCGACUCGCCGUCUAUCCUUCGCCUCCUGAAGCUCGUCGAAGGUCAGUUGGAAAAUUGCCGCAAGACCAACAUUCCACACAACCUCAGUCUGUGGGCUUGGUCGUUGUUGGCUAAAUUGGAAGAUGUGGGUUUGUUGCAGACCAGAGAUGUCAGUGUCGUACGAGACCUGGCAAAGAUGGCCGUCUGGGUACGUAUGAUGCAUCAUAAAUCCAAGUACGGUAGGUCCAACGAUCCUGAUUACGAGCAUCUCGAUCACUACCCUGAGGAGAAUGCUGCCCAGCAAGAACAAGAAGAAGGCGAAGUCGUCGAUGAAAAGCCAGCUGAUGCUGAAGCUGGCGCACCAGAGGUUGAGCCAGUCGGUGCUGCUGAACCAAUCGAUGCUGCAGUACAAGCACAAAUACAAGAGGAGAUCACAGCAGAGACUGGAAAUGGAGAUGCAGCUAUGGAUCUGGAUUCCGAAGACCAACUUCUGGAUGCCAUUGCUGCUAAGAAGCGCCAGCUGCAGACUGAAGCUGAAGCCCAAGAGAAGGAGCAGAAAUUAGAUGAGUUCCCAGACACCAACACCUGCGUCACCAUCGACAUGCUCGUCACAGUGGCCUCUGAAUUCUAUGGUCAAAAGGAUUUGCUCGUCGGUCGUCUGGCCUGGGACCAUCCGACCGACUGA